Molecule: messenger RNA, 1024 nt
Organism: Dreissena polymorpha
Lineage: Eukaryota; Metazoa; Mollusca; Bivalvia; Myida; Dreissenidae
Exons: 2
Coding region: 179-1009 (276 amino acids)
Source: RefSeq, a predicted model, not a curated record
UAGGGAAUCGCUGAUAAAUGAACAUACAAAGCCUUUAGCGAAGAAGCUGUUUGGAAACCAGGAAGAGAGGUUAAUUCUUGUUUUGGAUGGUACAUACAUCUACAUCAAUAAAUCAAACAACUUUCAGUUUCAGCGCCGUUCAUUUAGUUUGCAUAAGGGAAGGCCAUUAGUGAAGCCCAUGGUAGUUGUCACAACAACUGGACAUUUUUUGACAAUAGUAGGCCCGUACAUGUCAGACGGCAAGAACAAUGACGCAGCAAUAUUAAAUCACAUGUUGAAGACAAACAUAGAUGAUAUUAGGGGGCUUUUGAGAGAAGGGGAUGUAUUUGUUGUAGACCGAGGGUUCCGAGAUGCGUUACCCCUGUUAAAGGACCUCGGCAUUAAUGCUGAAAUGCCAGCCAUUAUGCUGAAAGGAGAAAAACAAUUGACUACGGGAGAAGCCAACGCGAGUCGACUAGUAACGAAAAUCAGAUGGGUGGUCGAAUCGGCAAACGCUAGAAUCAAGAGAUUCAAAUAUUUAGAUCAUGUGAUGCCAAAUAGCCAGCUGCCAUUUAUUGGUGACUUUGUUAGAAUUGUUUGCGCCAUCUCAAACAAAUACUUCCCCCCUCUAAGUUCCCCAGACCAAGUCGAACAAGAUGAAUUGAUCGCCAAAAAGAUGCUGCAACAAAAUGAAAAAGAAAACGAGCUGAAAAUGUUAGUAGAAGAGAAAGGUCUUGCUAGGAAAAAGACAAUUUGGCGGCCUAUUGAAGAUUGUGAAGUACAGGGAUUUCCGCGUUUAAGUGAUGAACAGCUAAGUGAACUAACACUUGGUGUUUACCAAUUGCGUUUGAGUUCCAGCUACAUGCAAGAGCAUACAACUGGAAAUUGUGACAUUAAAGUGCAUGUUCACGAGCAAAGUUUGAUUUCUGCAAAAUUGCAAAGUCGCCAUACAUCUAGCAGAAGGUACAUGCUGUGGAUACGUCACAGUGAGGAUAUGGUCGAAUCAUGGUACUGCCAAUGCAAGACUUGAUCGCGAGUGGUUGGA